AUGGCAUUCAGCGACAGAGCCAAAAAGUACUGGAUCAUUCCUGAAGAGUGUCUUGAUCCAGAUGACCUCGUCCUUGGUAGCAUUCUCAAGUACCCAAACGAUCCGAUCGAUAUCCUAAAUCGAAAAGAGGUUGAGCCUAUUGACCCUUCAGCCAUCGUCAGUGAGCGAGAACAAGUCACAAAAGGCUUCAGUGAUGCUCUGGACACUGGAUUUGGCUCCAAGAUAGGAGCUUCCCCUGUUCUUGCUGCUGUACUAGGGGCUUCUCCAUUUGUCGAAGGCAACUGGAAGAAAGGCACAUCCUAUACCUUUGAGGCAACAAAGGUUCGAGCGCAACGUUUCAUACCAACGGCGGGUUAUGUAAAUAAGGCACUUCGCACACAGCAAGUCGAUGCCUUUGUUCGAAAUUCUUUCUUUAGUGCGCCUGUCUACAUGGUCGUUGGCACAGCUGUUGCAAGAACCUUAUCACGAACAGCAGAGAAGUCCCGUGGCCGAGGAGGCGGCGCCGGCAUGGGAAUAGGGCCUCCAGGCUUAGGUGUUGAAGUAUCUGCAGAAUUGACCGCAAAUCGAGACAAGGAGUCGACCUAUCAUGACUCGACUGAUGAAGAUGUCAUUCUGGCGUAUCGUCUCCGUCGCUUUCAGUAUUCGAAGAGAAAGGACGAAUUCAAGCGAAGGGACCAGGACGAGACCGAUCAUGCUCGCUACAGUCUAGAAGAGCAAUUGGGAUCUGAAGAGGAAGAAGAAGAGGAUGAUGCUUAUGUAGCUACAUUCUCCUAUUUUGAUGGGGAAGACGUUGACCCAUCAGAAACAGACAUGGCCGGGUUCGUCGAAGGUGUUGAUGAAGAAGAGGGCUCUGAUGUUUCGAGUGAAUGA
Fusarium sp. VM40 is the source of this 870-nucleotide messenger RNA. Lineage: Eukaryota; Fungi; Ascomycota; Sordariomycetes; Hypocreales; Nectriaceae. The record is from the annotation of a GenBank genome assembly.